UUAUUAAUUAUUAUUUUUAUUAUUAAAUUCGCGAGUUGGACGGUAUCCACUCGCUACCCAUUCAUCACUCAAUCAUUUAUUCAUUUCCUUCUUCUUUUGUUGGACAGAGGUUCUCUCUUGACUGCAGCGGUUGUGGUAGUUGUAGUCGUUGUGGUGGUCGUGGCUUCAUCUGAUGGAUUAUCCUCGACUUUGAUCUUGAUCAAUGAUGGAGCUGGGAUUGUAGACCUUGCUGGUUUCUUUGACGAUGAUGACCUCAGUGAAUCUAGUUGUGCCCGCAUCUCUUCGUUCUCAGUCUUUAGUGUCUCAUUCUCCUUGCUCAAUUGUUUGACCAAUUCCUCCAAG
Acytostelium subglobosum LB1 is the source of this 342-nucleotide messenger RNA. RefSeq lists its product as hypothetical. The annotation marks the transcript as partial. The record is from RefSeq and is a predicted model, not a curated record. NCBI's taxonomy places the organism in Eukaryota, Evosea, Eumycetozoa, Acytosteliales, Acytosteliaceae. The transcript has a single exon.